This is a messenger RNA of Cornus florida, 6052 nucleotides long. Its product is annotated as endoribonuclease Dicer homolog 2. The transcript has 23 exons. Bases 217 to 4566 code for a protein of 1449 amino acids. Gene Ontology annotation, molecular function: protein binding; RNA binding; ATP binding. Gene Ontology annotation, biological process: siRNA processing. Lineage: Eukaryota; Viridiplantae; Streptophyta; Magnoliopsida; Cornales; Cornaceae. The record is from RefSeq and is a predicted model, not a curated record. Gene Ontology annotation, cellular component: cytoplasm; nucleus.
CUCUCACUUUCUUAGGUUUUACAGAGAGAGCGCAUAUACGUUUAGAGAGAGAAACACUUUUUAACAUUCUCUCUCUCUAACUUAAUUUCAAUCUAGAGAGAGAGAAGAGUGUUUUAAUUCUCGGUGUGAGCGAUUCUCGAAAAGAGUCGUUGUCAAUUAAAUCCAACAGUGGGUUCCUUUCCGACGAAGUCAGGUACUGUAUAUCUAUACUUAUAUAUGUCUAUAUAUACUCUCAACAACCAGAGAGAGAGAGAGACGCGUUUGCUACUGAUACCUGCAAGAAUCUGUAAUAGCUCACUACCAGUUGAUUCAAGGUACUUCUUGACUCAUCCCUUCCCAGAACCCCAACUCACGAGAAUGGAACGCGCUGGAAUGGAAAACAAUGUAACCCAACAACUCUCGGUUGAUCCACUCCCUUUUGCUAGAAGUUAUCAGUUGGAAGCACUGGAGAAAGCAAUUAAGCAAAACACGAUUGUGUUUCUGGAGACUGGUUCUGGCAAGACCCUGAUCGCGAUCAUGCUUCUACGCAGCUAUGCCUACUCCAUCCGAAAGCCGUCCCGUUGUUUCGCUGUUUUCUUGGUCCCUAAAGUUGUUUUGGUCACUCAACAAGCUGAAGCUGUGAAAAUGCACACUGACUUGAAAGUUGGAAAGUAUUGGGGAGAUAUGGGUGUUGACUACUGGGAUGCUGCUACAUGGAAGCAGCAACAGGAUGAAUUCGAGGUUCUUGUAAUGACACCCCAGAUCUUACUUGAUGCCCUGAGGCAUAGCUUUUUGAAACUUGAUGAGAUAAAGGUUCUUAUAUUUGACGAAUGUCACAAUGCAAGAGGUAGUGACCCCUAUGCUUGUAUUAUGAAGGAAUUCUAUCAUCGUCUCUUGCAGACUAACUCCCAGGUUCCUAGGAUAUUUGGGAUGACAGCUUCUCCUGUAAAAUCUAAAGGUCGAAGCUCUUCAUUGGCCUAUUGGGAAAUGAUCAGUAAGCUCGAGAAUCUUAUGAAUUCAAAGGUGUACACCUGUGUGAGUGAUUCUGUUCUGGCAAAGUACGUUCCCUUUUCAAAGCCGAAGUUGAAGUUCUACAAGCACGAGGAUAUCCCUUAUGAGCUAUUUGAACGUUUGGCAAAUUAUUUGAAGAGUCUAAAAGAAAAGCAUGAAUUCUCUGUCAGAAGAUCAAAGCUCACAAGCUCUGCAGCAGAAUCUGCAAAGAAAAAAUUAUCUAAGCUAUUUUCUACCUUUUUGUUCUGCUUGGAUGAGCUGGGUGUUUGGUUAGCUUUAAAGGCUGCUGAAUCCUUGUCAUGUGAAGAAACUGACACCUUUUUAUGGGGGAAACUGGAUGUUUGUGGUGAGACAACUGUGAGAGAUUUCGUCUUGGAUGUGUCUAAGUUUUUAUCCUGUUGCUUACCAUCUGGUCCUGAGUGGAGUAUUGGUGGAAACAUAAAAUUUAAUAUGGAUGCUGGGUAUCUAACUUCCAAAGUUAACUGUCUUAUUGAAUCUCUUAUUGAAUACAGGGAUAUGAAGGAUUUGAGAUGUAUAAUUUUUGUAGAAAGGGUCAUUACAGCAAUCGCUCUUCAAGCUUUAUUGACUGAGUUGCUUCCAAAAUUAAGUGGAUGGAAAACGGAGUACACAGCUGGGAAUCAGUCUGGGUUGCAGUCACAAAGUAGGAAAAAGCAAAAUGAAAUUGUUGAACAAUUCCGCAAGGGAAUGGUAAACAUCAUUGUUGCAACCUCAAUUCUUGAAGAAGGCUUGGAUGUUCAAAGUUGCAACCUUGUUAUUAGAUUUGAUCCCUCAGCUACUGUUUGUAGUUUUAUUCAGUCCCGUGGUCGUGCUCGAAUGCAGAACUCUGAUUUUUUGCUUAUGGUCAGGAGUGGUGAUGCUUCUACACUCACCCGAGUACAGAACUAUCUUGCUAGUGGAGACAUCAUGAGGAAGGAGUCCUUGAGCCAUGCAUCCGUUCCUUGUGCACCUCUUGAUUGUGAAUUGUUUAAUGAAAUCUCUUAUCGUGUUGAAAGUACAGACGCAUUUGUGACUCUGUGUUCUAGCGUGGGUCUGAUACAUUUCUACUGCUCGCGACUACCUUCUGAUGGGUAUUUUAAACCCUCUCCUCGUUUCAAUAUUGAUGAGGAGUUGGAAACAUGUACCUUAUAUCUUCCCAAAAGCUGCCCGAUACAAAAUGUUUGUGUUAAAGGCAACAUCAAAAUGUUGAAGCAACUUGCAUGUCUAGAAGCAUGCAAGCAGCUUCAUCAGAGUGGUGCGCUGACCGAUAAUCUUGUUCCGGAUAUUGUUGUGGAAGAAGCUAUUUCUCAAGAAUUGGGGAAUGAAAUAUAUUCUAACGAUCAACCAAAAUACUUCCCACCCGAAUUGGUUAGUCAUUGUGUGAAUGAUUCUAUGAACGUGUAUCAUUGCUAUUUGAUUCAGCUAAGCCGACACUUUGAUUAUGAUAUCCCGCUUCAUGAUAUUGUGUUUGCUUUGAGGACUAAACUUGAGUUAGAUGAUGAUAAUAUGACUAUUGACUUGGAAGUUGAUCGGGGUAGUUUGACAGUGAACAUGAAAUAUGUUGGAGUAGUUAAGCUUGAUGCUGGAAAGGUUCUUUUAUGUCAGUGGUUUCAAGUUACUAUUUUCAGAGCUCUUCUUGAUCAUAAUUUCAAUAAAUUGAGAGGGGUGAUAGAUGCAUUUCAUUUGAAGAAUGAUUUUCCAGUACAUGACUAUCUGCUACUCCCAUCUACUGGCUCACAUCAGAAUCCUCCAUUCAUUGAUUGGAAAUGUAUUAGUUCUGUGCGAUUUCCACGCCUACCUCUAGAUAAGAAACACACAAAUUGUUCUCUUCCCAAGGGUUAUACUCAUCUGGUGAAGACAAAGCAUGGUUCUGUCUGCAGCUGCAUGCUAGAGAAUUCUGUUGUAUGCACUCCUCACAAUGGUAAUGUUUACUGUAUCACUGGCACAUUAAAUAAUUUGGAUGGGAACUCACUUCUGAGGCUAAAGAAUGGACAAGCUAUUCCUUACAAGAAAUACUAUAAAUCACGGCAUGGAAUUGACUUGUGUUUUGAAAGUGAAUCGCUGCUUAAUGGGAGACAUAUUUUUCCAGUGCAAAAUUGCCUUCAGAGAUGUAGACAGCAGAAGGAGAAAGAACCAAGCAAUGCAUCCGUUGAAGUGCCUCCUGAACUUUGUUCUGUUAUCAUGUCUCCUAUAUCAAUCUCUACAAUUUAUUCUUUCUCAUUUGUUCCAUCUAUCAUGCACCGGAUCGAGUCGUUGCUUAUUGCUGUGAACUUGAAAAAGAUGCACGCGGAUCACUGCAUGCAAAAUGUUGUUAUUCCAACCUUCAAGGUCUUGGAAGCAAUUACUACAAAGAAAUGUCAAGAGAAAUUUCAUUUGGAAUCACUGGAGACCAUUGGGGACUCUUUCCUCAAAUAUGCUGCCAGUCAGCAAUUAUUCAAAACCAAUCAAAAUCACCACGAGGGCCUUCUUAGUAUCAAAAAAGAGAAAAUAAUUUCUAAUGCUGCGCUUUGCAAGCUAGGAUGUGACUGCAAACUUCCGGGCUUUAUUCGUACUGAGCCUUUUGAUCCUAAAAUGUGGAUCGUUCCUGGCGAUCGAUCCGGAGAUUACACAUUGGACGAAGAAUCGGUUUCUACUAAGAGAAAAGUCUACAAUAGGGGAAUAAGAAAGGUGAAGAGUAAGACAGUUGCUGAUGUUGUGGAGGCAUUAAUUGGUGCAUACCUCAUUACAGGAGGUGAACUAGCAGCUCUAUCAUUAAUGGAUUGGCUUGGUAUAAAGGCGGAUUUUGCCAAUAUACCAUAUGGGAGGGACUUCCCAGUGCAACCAGAGAAGCUUGUUAAUAUCAGAUAUGUAGAAUCCUUGUUGAACUAUUCAUUUCGAGACCCGUCUUUGCUAGUAGAAGCAUUAACCCAUGGUUCUUACAUGCUACCUGAGAUUCCUAGAUGCUAUCAGCGGUUAGAAUUUCUUGGGGACGCGGUGUUAGAUUAUCUCAUAACAAUGCACCUGUGCCAUAAAUAUCCUGGACUAUCACCUGGGCUGUUAACUGACCUAAGGUCAGCUUCUGUGAACAAUGACUGUUAUGCCCAUUCUGCAGUUAAGGCUGGAUUGCACAAACACAUUCUGCAUGCCUCGCAAGAGCUUCAUGGGCAUAUUAAAAGCACUGUGACCAGUUUUGAGCAGCUGUCCUUGGAAUCAACUUUUGGAUGGCAAUCGGAGACAACUUUCCCCAAGGUACUGGGGGAUAUAAUAGAAUCUCUAGCUGGGGCAAUUCUGAUUGAUUCUGGAUACAACAAGGAGACCGUCUUUCAGAGCAUAAGACCUCUUCUGGAACCCCUAGUUACACCAGAGACAUUAACUCUACAUCCAGUAAGGGAGCUGAAUGAUCUUUGCCAAAAGAAACAUUAUAAUAAGAAAAAGACUGUAUUGUCUAGUGAAAAUGGUGUCGCUUUCUUCACCGUUGAGGUUGAAGCAAAUGGUAUCUCACACAAGCGUUCAUGCACUGCAGCAGACAAGAAGAUGGCAAAAAAACUGGCUUACAAAGCUGUUUUGAAGUCGUUGAAGGAAAGCAUGUAUGGUACAUAAAUACCAUACACAUCCUUUAGUACAGACAAUAAGACAACAAUAAAAUUGGCUAUGGAGGCCAUUGUGAAUCGAUGAAGGAAAAAGCAUGUAUUGGACAUAAUUAUGUGAAGCUUUUAAGGCACAAGUUGAGUUGUUAUAAGUUUAGUAUUUGUGUGGUCAUCUGUAUCUCUAAUGUCUGAUAUUAGUGGCAGAUAUGAUGGUUAACAGAUCAUUAGACAAUUUGUUAGUCGUUAUUUGCAAGAAAUUUGAGAUAAGGGAAUCCUUUAAUAGUGAUGUUGGUAUUUGAGAUAAGGGAAUCCUUUAAUAAUGAUGUUGGUGGGUAACAUUGGAAAAUGCUAUGUUUGGAAUCAUUUUUCUUAGUUUCUUUUCGGCUAUGAUCUGGUUGAAAGCUCUUUUAACAAGAGAGAUACUGAUUUAAUCUUGAGAACCCCUCUUUUAACAAGAGAGAUGCCGAUUAAUCUUGAGAACCCUCUUGGAGAGAUGGGUGGAACUGAUUUUCUGUUAAGACUGCAGAUAAAGUUUUUUUACGACUUGUUAAGGGGGACAAACAGAUUACAGAAGAGUGCAGAUGCAGCCAUAGCCGGGAAUUUAGUUCCAGAUGGAGUAUUAUUUGGAGAAUUAAAGCCUACUGGAUAGUUAUCUUCUUUGUUGGGCAAUGCUGCCAUUAAAGAUCACCAAUUCUGUUUAAUUUAAAUCAGAGGGUAUCGAGGAUUGUUCUUGUUGCUAGUGUGGUGUGGAAUUGUAGUCCUCUUGAGACUUUAUUUUGGGGCUGGAAUGUUUGUCCUCUGGCAACAAGCAUGGUCUUAUUUAUUUGAUAUUUGGAGUAAGGCUGAACUCAGAACGUCUUUUCAGCUUGGGUGCUUUUAUUUGUUGUCGCUUAUGGCAGUUUAAUGGUAGAAAGUGAGACCUUAUGGCUGUUUAAUGGUAGAAAGUGAGACCUUAUGGCUGUUUUGGACAGGUGCUCUCGAGUCAAAUGAAUUCUGGGACUCAAGUUCAAUGAACAAAGAUUCAAAAUGCCUCGAGUUCAGCCUUCUGCGCCUAUUGUACUUGGUAGUUGGCUCCGGAAGUGGGUUCCUACAAACAGUUGGGUCCUUCAUUGCUGUAAUCUGGUGGCUUGUCGUCGUAGACUAUAGUGGUGUCUCCUCUGCUUUCCAAAGUAGAAGGUCGAGAGUUCAAGUCCUAGUAGGAACAAAAGUUUGGUGUAUGAGUUUAUUAUCAAUGUAUAUAUAUCUAUCUAUCUAUCUUAGCAGAUGGGUUUGGAGCACUAGGAAAGGUGAUUACAAGUGGGAUGGGUGGCUGUUUCCUUUAAUUUCCUUUUCUUUGUAAUUUGUAUUAAAAGAAAAAUAUUAUAUUAUUUUUAUGUUUUAUGAAGUAGUAUCAAGUUCGAAGCAAACUUCUUGCUAUUUAUCAAUUGUGUGACAGUAACAAUUGUAUUAGUAUUGUUUUCUCAGGCACCAAGGCAAAUCUAUCGCUUUCAUUACUGUGA